CUUCCUGCCCCACCAGAGGAAGUGGGGAGCAGUACCAGGUGCAGCGACAAGCAGCAGAACCAUGGACAAGGAGUACGUGGGCUUUGCAGCCCUUCCCAACCAGUUACACCGCAAGUCUGUCAAGAAGGGAUUUGACUUCACACUCAUGGUGGCAGGGGAGUCAGGCCUCGGGAAAUCCACCCUCAUCAACAGCUUGUUCCUCACCAACCUCUAUGAGGAUCGGCAGGUGCCAGAUGCCAGUGCACGCACCACACAAACCCUGACCAUUGAGCGCCGAGGUGUGGAGAUCGAGGAAGGAGGUGUCAAGGUGAAGCUGACCUUGGUGGACACGCCUGGCUUUGGGGACUCUGUGGACUGCUCAGACUGCUGGCUGCCAGUGGUCCGAUUCAUUGAGGAGCAGUUUGAACAGUACCUCAGAGACGAGAGCGGUCUCAACAGGAAGAACAUCCAGGACUCCAGAGUGCACUGCUGUCUCUACUUCAUCUCACCCUUCGGCAGAGGGCUCCGGCCCCUGGAUGUGGCUUUCCUCCGGGCAGUGCAUGAAAAGGUCAAUAUUAUCCCCGUCAUUGGCAAAGCAGAUGCCCUGAUGCCUCGGGAAACUCAGGUCCUCAAGCAGAAGAUCCGGGACCAGUUGAAGGAGGAGGAGAUCAACAUCUACCAGUUCCCAGAAUGUGACUCUGAUGAGGAUGAAGAAUUCAAGAAGCAGAAUGAAGAGAUGAAGGGAAGCAUCCCUUUCGCCGUCGUUGGUUCCUGUGAAGUGGUGAGGGAUGGCGGAACCCGGCCAGUGAGGGGACGCCGCUACUCCUGGGGUACCGUGGAGGUGGAGAACCCACAUCACUGCGAUUUCCUAAACCUGAGGCGGAUGCUGGUACAGACUCAUCUUCAGGACUUGAAGGAAGUGACCCACGAUCUGCUCUACGAGGGCUAUCGGGCUCGCUGCCUGCAGAGUCUGGCUCGACCUGGGGCUCGGGACCGAGCCAGCCGCAGCAAGCUUUCCCGGCAGAGUGCCACAGAGAUCCCGCUGCCCAUGCUGCCUCUGGCUGACACUGAGAAGUUGAUUCGCGAGAAAGACGAAGAGCUGCGCCGCAUGCAAGAAAUGCUGGAGAAGAUGCAAGCUCAGAUGCAGCAGAGCCAGACUCAGGGCGAGCAGUCAGACUCACUCUGAGAUCCUCACCGCGGCCUGUCGGCUCACCGCCAAUCUCCGGUCCCAUCCCUGCUCUAAACUGCCCAGCGCCCAAUCCGGAGACCCAGAGGGUAGGCCCGCCCUCGUAUUUGAAACAGGUCCCUCCAAUCCGGAAGUUUGUAGCCCUGCCCACAUCUACCUUCUGUGCUGUUCAGAGGACCGCCCUCCGACUCCUGAUGGCUGGUUCCACUUAGGGUGUCCCUGUUCCUCUUAGCUCUCCAUGUAAUAGAAACUGCUUCCCCCACCCCACCCGAGCUGCCCGAGUCUUCUCAGCAGGAAUGGAGCUGCCCGCGGUGGCCUCCCGGCCACUAGUCUUUCCAUCCCUGCCUGCCUCGCUGGGCAGCGCUUCUGUCUCCUGCCUGAGUUCGCGCAUAAACAUGCUGAAGUCGCCACCAAUUAGA
Molecule: messenger RNA, 1584 nt
Organism: Onychomys torridus (southern grasshopper mouse)
Lineage: Eukaryota; Metazoa; Chordata; Mammalia; Rodentia; Cricetidae
Gene: Septin1
Product: septin 1
Exons: 11
Coding region: 62-1165 (367 amino acids)
Biological process (GO): cytoskeleton-dependent cytokinesis; regulation of exocytosis
Cellular component (GO): septin complex; septin ring; microtubule cytoskeleton
Molecular function (GO): molecular adaptor activity; GTPase activity; GTP binding
Source: RefSeq, a predicted model, not a curated record